AUGGCAGUUAAAGAUUGUGAUAUGGAUACUCUUUUGUCUUUGCAUAGGCGUGGAUUGAUCUAUUUCGAUGUACCUGUCUCCGAAAGUGAUCGCAUAUCCGUUCCUACUCUUGAUGGGUUUGUCAUGAACCGGAUAACUGGCGACAGCUGUGAGACUUUGUUGUACAAAAUAUUUGUUUCUGUUGAUGAAAGAACUACUGUCUCUGAGCUUGCUUCUGAUCUACUAGUUAAUAUCGAUCUCGUACGUCAGGCUAUUUCAGUUUUCCUUCGCUUAGGCUUUGCGUGUAAACGUAAUUCUCAAUCGAUUGAUUCCGAGCUUAAUGCAAUUUCAACAGAUGGCUUGGGAAACCCUUUGCAAAUGGAAACUGAAGACUUAUCUAAAAAAAAAAUUGCCAUACUUUUUGAUUCUACUCUUGCAGCCUACCUAAUGAUGGGUAACCUUUCAUCAGGCUUAAAACGCCAUGCUGUCACCAUGUUUGAAGUUGGAAAACUCACGGAUGAAAAUUUGGAAUCGUUUCUUACUGAACUAGACAACUUGACCGAUGUCGGCGAAGGAGAAGCCCAAAUAUACUACGAACAUGCUGUCAAUCUGCGGGCCAUGCUUCGGUUUUUCCGUCACCUCUUAUCAAACUCCGGCAGUAAUAAUAUGUUCAAUGGUCUAGACCUCCUUAGAUGUGGCUCAUUGCUUAGUUUGGAACCGGAAACCCGCCUGAGAAUCUUAAAAAAAAACUAUGGUCUUUUGAUAAGUCUUGCGCCAAUUACUUAUGAAGACCAGCAAGCAGCCAACUACCAAUGGCCUCCUCACUUUGGUCCACCCAUUCCAGAAGCAAAUUCUCCUUGGUUCAGACUUUUUAUAGCCUACUUAGCUUUUGAAAGAAGAUCGAAUUUCAUGGAUAUACCUCCUUGCCUCAUAUUGUCACGUGGCUCUCGAUUAAAUACUAUCCCAACAUGUAUGUUGCCAUACUCGUUGUUUAGCUUCAUCGCUUGGGGGCAUGAUCCUACUAUUAUUGAAUCGGCGAACCUGCUAUCUGUAGUCAAUGAUGCUUUGGUUGCUUCUCCCGUUUUUAUCCAGGUAUCUGGUAGCUUCCGAUUAGAGUCUUCAUAUUUUUUCUACCUAAUAGUAUCGAUUAUUGUUAUAUGCUUUUCUGACAAUGUAUGA
Protopolystoma xenopodis is the source of this 1158-nucleotide messenger RNA. NCBI's taxonomy places the organism in Eukaryota, Metazoa, Platyhelminthes, Monogenea, Polystomatidea, Polystomatidae. The record is from the annotation of a GenBank genome assembly.